Molecule: messenger RNA, 863 nt
Organism: Pyrus x bretschneideri (Chinese white pear)
Lineage: Eukaryota; Viridiplantae; Streptophyta; Magnoliopsida; Rosales; Rosaceae
Product: protein CLAVATA 3
Exons: 3
Coding region: 285-653 (122 amino acids)
Molecular function (GO): receptor serine/threonine kinase binding
Source: RefSeq, a predicted model, not a curated record
AUCUGAAUUGUGGAGUGACGUACGUGGCUGUGAUGAUGCGAUUGAAGACGGCGCUGUCGUACGUCACAGGAAGAAGAUCUUAUUAGCUGGCUACUAAAGCUAGUUAAUCAUUAAUUUCUAGAGAAAUGGCUGCAUGAGCAAUUAUUUGUGAGCGGAUUCAGAUUUUACAAGCCCUUAUAAAUUGAGUAAUCCCCCCUCUCCAAAACUUCACAAUUAAUAUUUCCAACUUCCUCUCGCUAUUCUGCUGCACAUUAGGGUUUAUUCUUAGCUAGGAAAUCCAAAAUAUGGCAUCAAAAUCAUCAGUGGCUUUUUGCUUGAUUUUUCUUGUGGCUUCGUGCUUGAUGCGGAUAGAGGAAGCUGCUAGCACUGAAUGCAGGCGCACUGGCCAUGGGUGCCUUGGUGGUGAGGAAGCUGGUCUCCGGGGAAAUCAAAACAGAAAGAUGCUGGUUGCUGGGAUCGAAGGAAAAAAUAAUGAGGUUGAUGUUGGUACGAGUAGGAAGCUGCUGCAGGAUGAAGAAGCUGACGGCGAUGAUGAUAUUAUGAAUGGCAAGAACAAGUUGGAGGUUGGGUCUGAGUUAAGGAAGGUUCCUUCUGGUCCUGACCCACUGCACCACAAUGGAAAUGCCCCCAAAAAGCCUCGCACUGAUCCUUAAAAGUUAGGGUUUUCCCAUCGAACGGUCGAGCAAGAGCUAGUUCGUUACGUCUAUGUACAAGAUCUUAGCUUGGUUACUUCAUGCACUAGCUACCAACCAACGGUGACUUUUUGUGUUCAGGAAAUGGAGGGCAGGGCAUAUAUCACUAUGUAAAAUAUGUUUUAUUGUAUGGAACAUAUAUAUAUAUCAAUGCUCUGCAUAUUUUGGUAA